Notolabrus celidotus (New Zealand spotty) is the source of this 4728-nucleotide messenger RNA. Its product is annotated as excitatory amino acid transporter 5-like. Gene Ontology annotation, molecular function: glutamate:sodium symporter activity; neutral L-amino acid transmembrane transporter activity; L-glutamate transmembrane transporter activity. The record is from RefSeq and is a predicted model, not a curated record. Bases 254 to 1969 code for a protein of 571 amino acids. NCBI's taxonomy places the organism in Eukaryota, Metazoa, Chordata, Actinopteri, Labriformes, Labridae. The transcript has 11 exons. Gene Ontology annotation, cellular component: plasma membrane. Gene Ontology annotation, biological process: L-glutamate transmembrane transport.
AUGACUGGAUCUGUUCCAGGAACUAGGCCCAGGAACCAGGUCCAACCUCAGGACCUGAUGCCACAACAAAGGCGUGUCAUCCCUUAGUCCACCUCUUUAAGCCUCUUAGUGCCUGCAGGCGGCCUGAAGGGCUGCAGUUGCCUCUGACCGGACCAUGAUUUAAUCCUUUAGUGGAAAGGUUCUUUGGCUUUCUCAGGUUUGUCACCCUGCCAGCACACAGGUACAGCGAGGAGGCCGGACCAAAAAACUUGGCAUGGAUGAGCUUUUGUUACCGAGCGGCGAGGAGGAGGCGCGAUCCGACCAGAGCUCAUAUGCUCCGGCAGACGCAGGGAAGACGAUGGGGGACCGGGUGAAGGCUUGCUUCCACCUGCCGAAUGGGGACCUGAGGAGGAAAGUGAGGGAUUUCUGUAAGAGGAAUGGGCUGCUCACACUAUCAGUCGUUGCCGUGCUUACUGGAUGCACGCUGGGCUUCACGCUGAGGGGGACUCAGUUGUCCACACAGGCAAAAAUCUACUUCUCUUUCCCUGGAGAGCUGCUGAUGAGGAUGCUGAAGAUGCUCAUCCUUCCUCUCAUCACGUCCAGUUUAAUGUCAGGUCUGUCGUCGAUGGAGUCCAAGGCGUGCUGUCGGAUGGGCGUCCUGACUGUCACAUAUUACCUGUGGACCACUUUCAUUGCCGUCAUAGUUGGCAUCGUGCUCGUCAUCAUCAUCAAACCUGGCGUGGGGACAGAUAUGGACAGCAACCGGCUGGGAGGCGGGCCAGUCAUGACCUCUGCCGACGCCCUGCUGGACCUCAUCAGGAACAUGGUCCCCUCCAACCUUAUUGAGGCCACCUUUCAGCAGUACAAAACGGACCUGAUUCCUAUCCUCAAAGUCCCGGCCAGAACCAUACAGCCAAACUUUGUCUACGUCUUCCCUGACGACAACCACCCUAAAGGCCGGACGGUGUACUUGGAGCUAACGCCCCCGCCAGAGAUCCUGUACAAGACGAGCCCAGGGACCAGCCAGCAGAUGAAUGUGCUCGGCAUUGUCAUCUUCUCCGCCACCAUGGGCUUGUUGCUGGGCAGGAUGGGAGAGCGAGGAGCUCCUCUUGUCAACGUCUGUCAGUGCAUCAAUGAGUGCGUCAUGAAGAUCAUUAAUGCUGCUGUCUGGUAUUUUCCAUUUGGGAUCAUCUUCCUGGUGGCGGGAAAAAUACUGGACAUGCAGGACCCGAGUACACUAGGGAAGAAGCUGGGCUGGUAUGGCAUCACCGUGCUCGCCGGCCUCUUCGUCCACGGGCUCAUCCUCCUUCCUCUCUUCUACUUCAUCCUCACCAGGAAGAACCCCUUCUCCUACAUCCGUGGGUUGCUGCAGGCCAUGGUGAUAGCCCUGGCUACGUCCUCCAGCUCUGCAACACUUCCCAUCACCAUGAAGUGUUUGUUGGAAAACUGCCACGUCGACCGACAGAUUGCUCGAUUCGUCCUCCCUGUUGGGGCAACCAUUAACAUGGAUGGCACAGCUCUGUAUGAGGCAGUGGCGGCCAUCUUUAUUGCUCAGGUUAAUGACUAUGAGCUGGACUUCGGCCAGUUGGUCACAAUAAGCAUCACAGCUACGGCUGCUAGCAUCGGUGCAGCGGGGAUCCCUCAGGCUGGUCUGGUUACCAUGGUGAUCGUGCUUACAUCUGUAGGGCUUCCACCAGACGACAUCACACUCAUCGUCGCCAUCGAUUGGAUCCUGGACCGCUUUAGGACCAUGAUCAAUGUCCUUGGGGAUGCUUUGGCGGCGGGAAUCAUCGCCCAUCUCUGUCGGAAAGAUUUCCCCCUCAGCGGAUCAGGAAAGCAGCAUGUACCAUCCUAUGGUACGCAGAAUCCUCAUGCUCAUAACAACUCCCACAGCGUAGAUGUGCCAAUGACGGAGCUCCACACGCAUAACCACAGCAUGUACGACAACAGUCACGCACACACCGUCUACUACAACAUCUGUCAGGUGUGAUUGGACAGUCCUACGCAGCAUGUCUCAGAACACCUCUGAGUCUGUGACAACCCUGGUCAGUGUUCACCGCACCACCUCAACCGGAGCAUUCAGCAGAGAUGGACUUUAUGGUAAUGAAACAUGAAUCUUCUUCAAGGAAACAGAAACUGUGCAGCAGCCACCACUAACUGUUUAAAUUAGGUGACUCAGGUUUGACUGGGAGACGGACUAACCUCUGUUCAGCUGAAGCUUACAACAGCAACCAUUCUUUAAAAAUAAGGGAAGUUUUAGUGACUUUAUAUCUUGCUGGCAUCGAGAGGUUUUCCAGGAAUGCCUGUUUGGAUGGAGGCUCAUUGGUGACCUGGACCACUCUGGGAUGGACAGUGUGUUUCAUCAGACCUGAGUAUCUGUUGGGAUUAUCCAGGAGGAGCUACCUGACUGGGCCACGUGGACUGUCUGGACCGCUACACCUAGAAGUGACAGGAGAAUUAGAUGGAUGGUUUUGUAGACACUCCGCCAAUUGCCACAGUUGGCCGGACAUUUGAUUGACUGUACACAGAUGGGAUGUUCCUGAUCCUGUAUCUGGGCGCUGAGGUGGAUCAGUACCAGGGGAGUUUAACACAGCUUUUCACCCUCUCGUCAUCUUCACUCAGAUAAAGCCUGAACAAGUCCGCCAAAUCCGGAUUGUUUUCCCCAGGCAAGCUUAAUAGGCCCCGUUGGAUCCCAUUGGAUGGAACAUAAAACACAUGUUCACUUCAAAGUGAAGCUGAUGAGCUAAGAUUCCUGAAUAUUUGGAUCCUUUGGACUUUUCAUUGAAUGUUUUGGGGGAUUUUUCUUUGAUCUACCACAGGGACUGUCUUCUUUUUGAGCCACGUCUCUGUCCAUUGUUCACAACAGGUUUUUUCUCUCAGGUGUUUAACAAGCCCUUGAGUAAGCUGUAUUUUAUUGGCUGGUGCUCAAUGCCGCCCCUGCUCAGACUAGUUAAAGGGUCAAAGGGUAAUCCGUCCGAUACGACGACAGAUAAUUCCAAGUGCUCUUCAUCUCACAGACUUUUACAGACCUUCUUUAUUGUCUUGUUUGUAUCUGACAGCAUGCAGGCAUGCGUUCUUCUUACUGGCUUCAUGUGAAGUCCACGUGCAUUAUUUUAUUCUUCUGUUGUUGUGCUGACUUGAAUGUUGCAAAGUAAACUAAGUGCUGUAGGGAUCAUGGGCAUUUCACUCAAUGUAUGUUGCAGCCAACAUGAACAGAUGCUGGUUUGGUUUCAGGUUUGUAUGUCUCUCCUCAGUUUACUGAGAGUCUUAAUAGAAUCAGUUAUGGAUCUUUCUGGGGCCACAAACAUUAAAUCAGCCCUCCAUUCCCUCCAUUCAGCUGAAUAGUUCACCCAAGUUUAAUGAUUUAAAAUCAAAAUCACACAAAUAUAAGAAACUUGCAUACUUAAUUUGUUUGGUAAGAUGGAGUCCAGCAGGUGACGUGGUAAAGACACAAAUAAGAUUGUGCAAGUACAAAGACACUUUUAAAAUACUCACUGUGUACUUAAAUGGAUACCGCACCUCUGUGCUCCUUCUGUUGUGAGAUGCGAAGCCAAAACACAACCUCUACGGGUGCUGACAUAUUGCUCUAGUGAAUCCGAGGCAUGAGCAGCAGCGAUCUGACUGGUGGAGCAGCAGUAAUGACGUUCCACCCCUUCUUCUAACAAACCCACCUUUGCUAAUCGCUCCCCCGUUUUUGCCAGGGUCAACAGAAAGAGGUGAAAUCAUAAACAAUGAAUUUGAAGUGCCGUCACUCCUUCUAGGAUUGAUUUGAUAUGACUUGUGUGAUCAGGUUGUCCCUAGAAUCCCCUUUGCUAUUCAGAGUUAAUAACUGUUGUCAAGCGUUUGACCAAUCAGAAUGAAGUAUUUAAUUUAAGAAGGGUUUUUAUCUGACAAUAACUCUGUGUGGACAUCAUACUUUACUGAGCCUUUAUAUAUACAUGGAAACAUUUUAACAAUAAUUUUUUUAAUACAGAAGUAUGAUUGACUUAUUCAGGUGCAGUCCAUCGAUUAAUGUGUGUACAGUUUGUAUUUCACAACACUUGCUUGGCUCCAAAAACGUUGAGCUUUUAGGACUAACAGUGAUGAUUUUUAAGAUUAAUUUCACUGCAAAGUCAAACUCCAGUGUGUUAACAGGAUAACUCUGACUCUUUGGAAAUGGAGACAAUAUUGUACGGGAGGAAAUUAACGAGCGUUGUCUUGAUCUCUAUUAGAAGGUCAGUGCAUUUUACAAGUUUAAGAGAAUGAGUUGCUGUUCCUCUCAGAGUCGUUCAGGUGAAUUAUCACAAAACCAUCCAAUAAGAACCAAGACAUGAUUCAUACAGCACAUAACUUCAUCACUGUGGCAAAAUAACAACCCUGAUACCUUCACAACAGGUUUCUGCAGACUACUUAACAGGUUGCUUUCCAUAAAGCAUUUCACAAACUGAAACCUCAGAAGAUAGUCAGGAUCCACCAAAGGUUACCUUUCUAAGCUAACUUUAUUCUCUCCGUUCUAACUCGUGUGGUGAAGUGCCCAUUGAACUUCUCUGUGUUUUAGAAAGUGUUCGACUGUAGACCUGCCUUAAUUUGACUUUUUGAACCUUUGUUGUUUUAUAACUCACAAACCUCAAUAAGAAUCUGCCAACGCACACCCGUAACCAAAGGAAACUUUUUGUCAAACUGCAUCAUGUAAAUACUUUUUUUAACAAUAUAUUACUCAUAUGUUUUUGGAAUAAAGUUCAUGUUUAUUUAUAUUUGAAAUAAACACUA